UCAUAAUUGAUCUCAAAUGAAAAGAAGAAAUUUUUGAAUUAUAGGUGACAUUUAUUCAAAGUAAGGGUGGUUCUACUUUCCAUGACAUGGUCUACAAUGCCCUAGGUGCCGUCAUGCCUGAUAAAGUUGCCUGUAAAUACAGCUUCUACGGACAGCAAAAGAAGGAAGCGUUAAAGGACCUUACUUUAUGCAGCUGCAUAUUUAUUGCAGUUAAAGGGAAAUUCCCGACGACUGGGACAGAUGACGAAAUAAAGAAAAGCAUUAAGAUGCGUUUGGACAUGACUACUACACGGGUUAAAUGUGCGGAAACUGCCGGACAAAUACGAUCAAAGUCGUUCAUGCCGGUGUUACCUGAGCUCGAUGAAGAGGGGCAGGAAAGUGAUAAGGAGUAG
Nasonia vitripennis (jewel wasp) is the source of this 392-nucleotide messenger RNA. RefSeq lists its product as uncharacterized. NCBI's taxonomy places the organism in Eukaryota, Metazoa, Arthropoda, Insecta, Hymenoptera, Pteromalidae. The transcript has 3 exons. Bases 87 to 392 code for a protein of 101 amino acids. The record is from RefSeq and is a predicted model, not a curated record.